AGCUGACGUCUAGUCUUUCUGUUCAGGUGCACGCGGACUGACCGUCCCUCUGGCUUUUUUCCGUGGAAAUUUGGGGGAAACUAAUCAGCAGCCAUGAGUGAAGCGCAAAUGGAGGCCCGCUCUUACUUGAGCGAGGAAAUGAUCGCCGAGUUCAAGGCCGCCUUCGACAUGUUCGACACUGACGGUGGCGGUGAUAUCAGCACCAAGGAGUUGGGUACCGUCAUGAGGAUGCUGGGCCAGAACCCCACACGAGAGGAGCUGGAUGAAAUCAUUGAGGAGGUCGAUGAGGACGGCAGCGGUACCAUCGACUUUGAGGAGUUCUUGGUCAUGAUGGUCCGACAGCUAAAGGAGGACCAGGCUGGCAAGAGUGAGGAGGAGUUGGCAGAGUGUUUCCGUGUAUUCGACAAGAACGCUGACGGCUACAUCGACAGGGAGGAGUUUGCUCUGAUCAUGCGCAGCACCGGGGAGCCCAUCACAGAGGACGAGAUCGAUGAGCUCCUGAAGGAUGGAGACAAAAACGCAGACGGCAUGCUGGACUUCGAUGAAUUCCUCAAGAUGAUGGAAAAUGUGCAGUAAAACAGGGACUCAAGGACAUUCCUCCUCCCCACGACCCCCUGCUGACCCCAAUGACCUCUAACCCAACAGGCCUGUCCUCCUCUCUCACCCCCACUCCAUUUACAGAACUCGGCCUCUUUGACAGACAGACACCUGGAUGAGGGUCCUGUGCGCUUUGAUCCCCUUUCCCCUCUAUAGUCACAUCCAGGGUGGAGCACUGCAUAAAGAUCCUGGCCUAGAAGCUAUGCUGGGGAGUGCAGUUCAUACUGCCACAUGGGGUGCGCUUCACAAUCCCAAGACACCUGGCGCCCCUCCCCCAAGCUCUGUUUCAUCUAGCUCAGCAGUUAGAGUUUGAUGCUUUCUAGACAACACCAAGUCACCAUGGAGACUGCGCACUAAUGCUUGUAAAGGUAAAAUAAAGAAAUAAUAAAAGAACA
Messenger RNA from Megalops cyprinoides (Indo-Pacific tarpon), 992 nucleotides. Its product is annotated as troponin C, skeletal muscle-like. Gene Ontology annotation, molecular function: calcium ion binding. Bases 94 to 576 code for a protein of 160 amino acids. NCBI's taxonomy places the organism in Eukaryota, Metazoa, Chordata, Actinopteri, Elopiformes, Megalopidae. The record is from RefSeq and is a predicted model, not a curated record. The transcript is spliced from 6 exons. Gene Ontology annotation, cellular component: myosin II complex.